CUGCCAUUGAGGGGCAUUGACUCAGUGAGUAGAAGAGGUUUGUUUGAAACAGGCCGCAAUGGAGAGACCAGCGCGCAGGGAAGCGAGGGAACAGCAGGCUCCUUCCAGCAGCGCAUCGAGAUGUGAGUCUGGGACACAGAGGGGGCUCCGAGACCGGCAUUGAUUCGGGCUCAGUUCAGGGAGAACCGGGGGCUGUAGGAAAAUACUUGCAGGAACAAGACAAUGUAAUACUUGGCCAAUACAAAGCUAAGGGUGACCAGCUGCUUCUAACAAACAACAGAAAAACACUUGAAGGACCAAGACAAAGUAAGAUUUCUUCAGUACAAUGGCAAGUGUGACCAGAUCCUUCUGACAAACAGCAGGCUGAGCAAGCAGACCAGCAACCAUCCUGCAUCACAUACACCACCCUGAGGCACACAGAUAUGCGAGGGGAUGAGGAACCAGGUCAAGGUGAAGAGGGAAAUGUUUAUGCCAAUCUUCCACGGACAUUGUGAGACAGCACAGAAGAAUCCCUUCAAUGCCUCACAAAUUGAUGGAUAGCAAUUGUUCCUUCCAGCAAAUAAGGGGGAGAAGGAAGAGAGGACAGAGGAGCGUCAGGUUUCUGCAGCUGAGAAAUGGCUAAGCUUUGUUCCCAUUCACUCAGCCAGACAUCAACUCCAAACAUGAAUUUGCCUUGAGAAGCCAUCGGAAUAACUGUCUCUCACAUAACUCUGAGUGGGCCAAUCUCUUCUGCUGCAGCAUGAUCUGACCCUUGAUGGCAGGGAUUUGAGAUUUUGUGCUGUCCAUUCCUAACUUGAGUAUCCAUUUGAUCUCCUGGUGAGUGUAUCAGGGCAGAUGAGCCAAUGAAUUGAAUCUACUCUGCAUUUAUUUUUUAAUUGUGGUGAGCUAUUAUCAGAGGUGUGAUUAUUCCCCAGCCUGAUCUUCAUUACCCUCUAACUUCAUCAUUUUCAAACAUAUAUCCAGCUCUCUCUUCAUACCUCAUAUGGAAUCCACCUCCACCACUCUCCCAGGCAGUGCAUUCCAAAUCCGAACAAUGCUCCAAAGAUGUUUCUCCUCAUCUCACUCCUAGCUGUCUUGGUGACAAAUUUGAAAUUGUGACCCCUGGUUACUGACAUAGUGGAAACAGAGUAUUCUACUUUACCCUCUCAAAAUUCUUCAUUAUUGUGAACACCCCCAUUUGUGACCCCUCUGCUCCAUGGAGAAUAAGCCUGGUUUCAUUAAUCUUUCUUUGAACGUAAAAUCCUUCAUUCCUGCUGUCAUUCUAGUGACACCUUUAAGCCAUCUCCAGAGUGUUCUUCCUUAAAUAAGGUGUCUAGAACUGAACACAAGCGUAGCCUGAGCAAUGUGGUCUUAGCAAUGAUUUGUAGAGGCGUAGCAUUACUUCCUUGCUUUGAGACUCAAUGCCUCUAUUUUUAAACUCAAAGAUCCUUUGAACCUGCUUCACAACUGUUUCAACUGGCCUGGCCACCUUCAGAGAACGAUGCACAUGAACCCCAAGAUCUCUCUGUUCCAAUUUUCCCUUUAAAGCUGUACCCUUAAGCUUGUAUUGUUUCUUUGCAUUUUUCUCAGCAAAAUGCAUAAGCUCAUAUUUUUCUGCAUUGAAAUUUAUCUGCCAGGUCUCUGCCCAUUUGGCCAACUUGUCAAUGUCCCUGUGAAGUCACUCAGUAUCAUCCUCACAAUGCACUCUUCUCCAUGGCUUAGUAUGAUCUGUAAAUUUAGAGACUUUAUCCUCAAUACCCAACUCCAAAUCAUUUCUACAAUCAAUAUAUUUAUCUAUAUAUAUCUGUCAGUUUCUCUUACGUAAACGUAUGACUAUUUACCAGCCUGUACCUGUUAGUUUCUGCUGAGAAUUGCAAGUGACAAUAUUAAUCUGUUAGCGAGUUUUGAGAAGAUUUGUAGCUCAGUUUGAGGUUCUGGAUGUAAGUUUGCUCACUAAGCUGGAAGGUUCAUUUUCAGACGUUUCGUCACCAUUCUAGGUAACAUCAUCAGUGAGCCUACGGUGAAGCGCUGGUGUUUAGGUUUCCUUGGGUUGGUCAUGUCACUUCCUGUGCCGGUGAUGUCAUUUCCUGUUCUUUUUCUCAAAGGGUGGUAGAUGAGCUCCAAAUCUCUGUUUGUUGAUGGAGUUUCGGUUGGAAUGACAUGCUUCCAGGAAUUCUUGUGCGUGUCUCUGUUUGUCUUGUCCAAGAUGGAUGGAUGUGUUGUCCCAAAGUGGUGGCCUUCCUCAUCUGUAUGCAAGGAUACUAGUGAUCGUGGGUCAUGUCUUUUGGUGGAUAUUUACCAACAGGUGGCGACAGACCUGACCCCACAACUGGAGAACCGAAUCACAGCCUCACUCAUAAAACUUCAAAAAUCUGGAGAAUUAAACAAGAGACUCUUCCAAAAAAUGAAACCAGAUGGAUCCAACACACCACGCUUCUACGGACUACCCAAAAUUCACAAACCAGGAGCUCCCCUCAGACCCAUAGUCUCACUACCUGGAACACCAACAUACAGACUAGCCAAGGAACUACACCAAAGACUAAAACACCGAGUAGAAGACUCACGCCACUCCAUUCACUCCAGCCAAGAAUUCUUGAACACCAUCAAAAGCACCAAGAUAGAAGAGGAUGAAACAAUGGUCUCCUUUGACGUAACAGCCCUGUUCACAUCCAUCAACAUCAAUCUGGCCAAAGAAACACUGACUACACUAGUAGAAGAACCAAAGACACAUACACCAGACACCACCAACCUCAUCAGCAAGGACAAAAUCAUCAAGCUCGUGGACCUAUGCCUCACCACCCACUUCACUUUCAAUAACAAAACCUACAGACAAACUAACGGUACACCCAUGGGAUCUCCGACAUCAGGGUUCUUAGCAGAGGGAGUAGUGCAGAGACUCGAACAAACAGCUCUGCCAAUCAUCCAACCCAAACUUUGGGUCUGCUACGUGGAUGACACCUUUGUCAUCACUAAACGAAACAAAUUAGAGGAAACAUUCAAGACCAUCAAUAAUAUCCUUCCUGAUGUAAAAUUCACAAAAGAGGAGGAACACAACAACAAACUGCAUUCCUAGGUACCACAGUAGAGCGACCAGUUAAUGGGGAACUUCAAACCAGCGUCUACAGGAAAACAACACAGACAGACCAAAUACUGAACUGCCUUGUCAGUGUGUAAAUGCACUUAUCGAAGUACACCUGUCAGUUCCUGCUGGGCGAAUGUGUGGGUGCUGUUCCCAACAUGUACCUGUGAGAUUCUGCUCUGUAAAUAGGAGAGUCUAGUUAACAGACUAUACUUGUCAGUUUGUGCUCUGUGAAACUGGGAGUGUAGUUAUCAUUGCGUAUGUCCGUUUUAGCUUUGAGAAUGAAGGUGAAGUUAUUCAUCUCUCCCUGACAGUUCCUGCAAUGCGAAUGCAUGACUGACAUUAGCAGAAACCAAGAGAGACUGAUAACUACAGUCACACCUUUACAUUGUAGUCAAUGUGUUGUCAUCAUUUGUGUGUUUCUGCAAUACGAACAAGUGGGUGUAGUUAUCAAUCUGUACGUGUCAGUUUCUCCUCAUGUAUCAAAAUGGCUAAGUCUCUGAAGGCCAGUAUUAUUCUCUGUGACUGUACAAAUCACUCUGUGAUAGUUAUUGUUAGGGUGUUGAGGCUGGCUCUUAAUCUCUUCUGCAUUGUGUGAUUUAUGAGUUGAGUGUCAAUCCGUGUGGUAGGUGAGGGGGGUGAGGAAGUUCAGGACAUGGGGUGAUAACAGGAGGGGAACUGCUUUAUUCUGAGAACCAUUCUGACAAAUGGUCACAUAUUUCCUAUUUGGUCAGACAGCCUGAGAUCUGUGGUACCACUGAUUAAACUGCUUGUUUCUCACCAAAAACAGAAUCACAGAUAUGGUACAGCAUAGCAGCAGACCAUUCAGCCCACUGUCUCUGUACUGGGAAUUUUUUAUGCAGCAGUUCCGCAGUAAUUGUCAGGAAUGUGAACUUCAUCUACUCAUUGUCACCGUCUAUUUGUAAAGGCCAAUAUGACAUAAGUUCUGUGGGUAUCUGGCUUUUCAUAACGAUUGUGGUAGUUUUGAUAUGUUUCCCACAGUCUCAGGGAGAGUACAUGGAUCUCAUUUUCGUAUGUUCAGUUGUGGUUUGUGUCGGAGUAGUAAACUCUGUCAAACUCUUUUCAAUUGCACUGAACUGCAUUGCAUUUCAGUCUCAGUUUGUUUUUACAUUGUGCAUGAGGUUGAGUGUGCAGUAGAAUCUAUCUGUCACUACUGGGCACUGUAACAGUCCAAUAUCCUCAGGUGUAAUCAGAGAUUUUGAGAGUCAGUUCAUAUCUGGAAAUUACUGUGAGGCCGUACUUCAUUCUUUUCCUUUUAGCAUCCACUGGCUGUGUGUGAGUGAGUUUUCCCUCGUGCUGCCAGUCUGUAUCUCAGUUCCCGUCUCCUGUCGUGAAUGGGAAACCACCGAAGAUCAUUAAUUGUUGGUGCCUGUGGGAAUCAUGUGCAAGUGAAAGGCAACACACUGCUACAGAAGGGACUCUGUGCUGUUCCUCAGAUUCAAGACUGGAAACACAAUGGGCCUUUGUAACUUGUAUAGUGUAGAGUUGAACAGGGAUUAAUGAUAUAAAGUGUUGACUGUCAGAAUAAUAUCCGUUUCUUUUUCAGUGUGUAGUGAUAUGCUUUUCUGAGUAAUGCUAAAGUAGCAAUCAGUGUAAACUGUGAAAGCCAAUGGCAGUGAACAAUUCAACUGCAUUGCUGCUGCCUGAUCACACAGUGUCGCUUGGACAGAAAAGACAAACGGGGAACUUAUUCCCUGAUGUAGACAGGACAUGACCCUGCUCUGUGCCGUGAUGGUGGAAGCAAUUACUGGUACUCUUGUGUUGUUCUAUGGAAGGGAAGUGGAAAGGAAAAGGAAGUUUAUUUUCUGUCUUGCAGUGCAGCAGAUUUAAAGGGUGAAACUCAAUUUAUUGAACAAUCAACACUGUUCAACUCUGCUUUGAAACAAAAGGAGUGUUUCACAAACCUACCAAGCAAACCAAUUUUGUCUAUUUUUAUUUUGUGCACUGCUUCGAAAGGUAACCACUUGAUUAAACUGAUUUAUUGUGAAAA
Stegostoma tigrinum is the source of this 5069-nucleotide messenger RNA. Its product is annotated as late histone H2B.L4-like. The record is from RefSeq and is a predicted model, not a curated record. Lineage: Eukaryota; Metazoa; Chordata; Chondrichthyes; Orectolobiformes; Stegostomatidae. Gene Ontology annotation, molecular function: protein heterodimerization activity; DNA binding; structural constituent of chromatin. Gene Ontology annotation, cellular component: nucleosome. The transcript is spliced from 4 exons. The coding region runs from base 2093 to 3052 and encodes 319 amino acids.